Dibothriocephalus latus is the source of this 378-nucleotide messenger RNA. NCBI's taxonomy places the organism in Eukaryota, Metazoa, Platyhelminthes, Cestoda, Diphyllobothriidea, Diphyllobothriidae. The record is from the annotation of a GenBank genome assembly.
GAGGAUAUCGUGUUUCUGGCAACGGACAUCACACUGCCGGGUGCUGUGGAUUGGGUCAUGAUGCAGUCUUGUUUUGGCCAUAAUUUCAUGCUGGUUCUGGAGAAACAGGACCGCGUGCCAGACCAGCUCUUCUUCGCCUUGGUUCUCCUCAUUGGCACCAAAAAACAGGCAGACAAUUUUGUGUACAGACUCGAUUUGACCGCCCCGACGCGCCGGCUUACCUGGGAGGCAACUCCACACAGCAUUCAUGACGGCGUUCAGGCGGCGAUUACUAUCUCCGAUUGUCUCGUCUUUAACUCCAACACUGCGCAGUUAUUUGCAGAAAACGGCAGCCUCGGCAUUAAUGUGACAAUUUCAAAGGUUCGCGGUUCCUGGUGA